AUGGUGCAGGGGCACAACCUGUUGCUGCCGGGGGAAUGGACCACACACGGACCACCCCACCUGGCCGAAGACGCAGCCGACCGCGACCAGCAAUGCACCGUCGAACACGGCGAGGCUCGAAAACGUCAGAGACGAUACGCCCAGGAGAUAACACCCACGAACGAGCACCCCCCGCCCGCGGUGCGGCGGGACACGUACCCUCGAGGACGAGCCCAAGGACCCCUCAACGAGUGGCCCCCCGACACUGACACGGACGAACCCGUGACUACACCGGGACCACCAGAGGAUGGCGUCGGGGCACUCUCGAUCACCGAGGUCUCCGACCUCCCCGACACCCCGACGGAAGACUGCGAUGCUGAGACCAUCCCCGUGAUGACGGAACCAGACGACGAGGCCACCGACCCGGGGCUGCCUGGCAUCCCAGAGCGGGAGAGACGCCCAUACCAAUCUAUGCCGCGCCCGGCCCCGGACGAUCUACGCCAGACGCCACCCCAUCCCCUCACGGGGCCCCCGGGCCCAGGAGACGCCCCAGGGAACCUUCCCCAGAGGACCCGCCGACCACCCAGGUACCUGGACGACUACGUACGGGAGAAGGCGGUACGGGCCCCCACCAACGUCCCACCACCCGGAUAUCCGACGCGGGACGACCGAGGUCCAGAGCGCAGGCCCUACCAGCUGCCGGACCACCCCGGACAUUCGUUUCGGGACGAACCAGGCCCAGAGCGCAGGCCCUACCAACUGCAGGACCACCCCGGACAUUCGACGCGGGACGACCCAGGUCCAGAGCGCAGGCCCUACCAGCUGCCGUGCCACCCCGGACAUUCGACGCGGGACGACCCAGGUCCAGAGCGCAGGCCCUACCAGCUGCCGGACCACCCCGGACAUUCGAUGCGGGACGAGCCAGGUCCAGAGCGCAGGCCCUACCAGCUGCAGGGCCACCCCGGACAUUCGACGCGGGACGACCCAGGUCCAGAGCGCAGGCCCUACUAG
Molecule: messenger RNA, 990 nt
Organism: Bacillus rossius redtenbacheri
Lineage: Eukaryota; Metazoa; Arthropoda; Insecta; Phasmatodea; Bacillidae
Product: basic proline-rich protein-like
Exons: 2
Coding region: 1-990 (329 amino acids)
Source: RefSeq, a predicted model, not a curated record